Messenger RNA from Angiostrongylus costaricensis, 735 nucleotides. The record is from the annotation of a GenBank genome assembly. NCBI's taxonomy places the organism in Eukaryota, Metazoa, Nematoda, Chromadorea, Rhabditida, Metastrongylidae.
GAUGCUAAGUAUUUGUUUCGACUAUAUGUUGCUCUUGGUAUGACGAAAGAGGCGGCAACAACCGCAAUAGUGAUCGCUCGUCAGGAGCAAGAACGUGGGUCCUAUACUGUGGCUCGUAAUGUUCUUCUAGCCAUGUAUCAGGAAUUAGCAGCGAAACAAAUCAAGGUUCCUUACAUUAUGCAGAACAGCCUAAUGAUUAUACACUCGUAUCUCAUAGUUAAGAACUUAUUACGAAGAAACGAAACAUUGAGGGCAGCCAGGAUGUUGAUUCGAACUUCCGCCAACAUAAGUAAAUUCCCUGCUCACGUGGUUCCCAUUCUUACGUCAACCGUAGUAAUUUGUUCCAAGGCAGGUCUUAAAGCAGCUGCUCACCGUGCCGCUAUUACUCUGAUGCAACCCGAAUAUCGUCAGAAAAUACACGCUAAAUACAAAAAAAAAAUAGAGGCCUUUAGAAAUUUACUUUGUAAGCUCACGAAAUCCUCGCUAAAUCCUAGGAGAAUUUUUUAUAACGAAGAGACAAGUUUUAGAAAGGUCGAAAAAUUUGAGGAUCCGCAGGAAACACGAUCCCCUUGCCCAUAUUGCGGGUAUCAAGUACCAGAAACUGAGCUAUCUUGUGAAAAUUGCAAAUCAACAGUACCGUAUUGCAUUGUAACGGGCCGGCAUAUAGUGGAUUCCGAUUUCGGGUUAUGCCCCUCGUGUAACUUCCCUGCGUAUUAUUCAGAGCUAAAGAAGUGA